CCAAGUUCAGUACGUGAGACUUUGCAUGCUAGCUCGGGAACAACAACAACACCACCACCAAGACGGGGGGGCAAGUUAGGUGCGUUUUUGUGUGAUUUUCUUUAUUUUGAACACCUUGUUGGUCGAGGAGGACUUUUGUGUACAUCCCCGAUGGAGCACGGCUGACUUUUUACGAGCUGAACCCUUCCACGACUGCUACAAAGUAGAAGAAAAGGACUCGGAUGCUAAAGUAUCUGGAUUCUUGAAGAAAGAUGAUUUCCUGUAAAAUUCAACCAGGAGUCUGCAGAGCUUGGCUGAUUCGUGUGACAUCCAGACAGGAGCUCAGUUUGUCCACCUAUGUGGGCCCGCAGCCGGUGCCCCCUCUGGGUCAGACCCUGCAGGGCUACCUGAAAGGUCUGGAGCCCCUGCUGCCUCCGGAGGAGCUCAGCCACACCCGCAGAAUGGUGCAGGAGUUCGGCCGGCCCGGUGGUCUCGGUGCACAACUUCAGAGACGCCUGGAGAAGCGAGCCAGGCACACCAAGAACUGGAUCUCAGACUGGUGGGUGCAGUGGGCCUACUUGGAGAGCCGACUGCCGUUGCCCGUGCACUCGAACCCGGCUAUCUCUCUCCCCAGGAGAGAUUAUAACGGUUGGAGGGGGCAACUGUUGUUUGCAUCCAAACUGAUAGCAGCAGUGCUCGAUUUUAAGGCCAAAAUGAACACUGGACAGCUGCCAGUGGAGUACAUGCGAGGAAAGCCUCUAUGCAUGGAUCUCUACCCCCUCCUCUUCUCCUCGUGUCGCAUCCCGGGACCCAAGCACGACUACAUCGUCCAUCACGGCACCCACCGCCGGUCACCAACACACAUCACCGUGGUCAGGAACUAUCAGUUCUUCCAGCUGGAGGUAUACAACAGUGACGGUUCCCGUCUGACGGAGAGUCAAAUCCAUGAGCAGCUGUUGAGGAUCAGGUCUCAGUCCUGGAAGACCGACAAGGAACCGAUGGGCAUCCUAACCAGCGAGCACCGCCACACAUGGGGACAGGCCUACAACCGCCUGAUAAGAGAUAAACUCAACCAGGAAUCGGUGGGGGCAAUAGAGAAGGGUCUUUUUUCUCUGUGUCUGGAUUCGCCUGUCAUGAGGAUAUCAGAUGAGAAGUAUGCCAGCCGUAAAGCGGCUCAGGUCCUGCAUGGAGGCGGGACUUUCUCCAACAGCGGCAACCGCUGGUUCGACAAAACUCUGCAGUUUGUGGUGGGCGAGGACGGCUCCUGGGGGCUCCUGUACGAACAAGCCACGGCCGAAGGUCCGCCCAUAGCAACCCUACUGGAUUACAUCCUGCACUACUGUGAGAAUCCCGAUCCAAGGAGAGCGCCGCUGGUCCCGCUUCCAAUGCCCAAGAAGCUUUACUUCCACAUUGAUCGAGACAUCAAGCGUGACAUAGAGCACGCUAAGCAGAACCUUGAUAUACUGAUCAAUGACCUGGAUGUCAACGUGUUUAACUUCAAGAAGUUUGGCAAAGAUCUUCCCAAGCAGCACAACCUGAGUCCAAACUCCUUCAUCCAAGUGGCGUUGCAGUUGGCCUACUACAGAGUUCACAACGAGGUGUGUCCCACUUGCGACAUCGCCUCUCAGAGGAUGUUUCGAAAAGGAAGGACGGAGUACAUCCGCUCGCCCACGAGCAAUGCUCUUAAAUUCAUCCUCUCCUUUGUUGAUGCAUCCGUGUCGCGUGAAGCCAAAGUCCAGCUGUUCAGAGAAGCAGUUGAAGCCUACUCAGCUUUGACGAACCAGGUACUUAAAGGACACGGUAUAGACCGACACCUUCUGGGACUUAAGCUGCAGGCCAUCGAAGAGGGAUGGAGUGUUCCCAAAAUCUUCAUGGAUACCGCCUAUGGUCUGGCAACACACUGGAAACUCCGUACCGGCCAGGUGCCUGCAAAUACAGACAGUGUGAUGUGUUUUGGGCCACUAGUUCCCGAUGGUUAUGCCGUAUGUUACAACCCACAGUCAGACCACGUCCACUUUUCUAUAAUUGCCUUCAACUGCUGCGAGGAGACAAAUGCAGAAAUAUUGGGUGUGACCCUGAGGGAGACCUUGUGCCAAAUACAGGAGUUACUUGAACCCACCGUGGAGAUCUAAGAUCCUUCCAAAUUUGACUCCUGGAAGAUGAAAACAAAACAUGUACAAUUGCUCAUUGAGAAUGGAUUUUUCUUAUGCAUGCCACUCGGUAUUAUGUAAGAUUUGCUUUGUCCAAAAAUGAAUCACUCCAGCAUUAAUCACAGCCAAAGCUUUUCUAUAUAUAUGUUGCACUAACCACCAUUCCAAAAUGAUUACUGUAUGAAUUACUUUGUGUUUAAGAUUAGGACCAAAAAGGUGUGUGUUGGUGUUUAAGUCAAGGUUGUGUAGCUUAUGUGACCUGGUUUUUCAGGCGUGCUUGUUGCUCAACUUAAUAAAGUUCACGUUAUUGCACUGGCGAGGUUGUUGGUGGCGUGGAAUUAUUGCCAAAUUUACACGUACAGGAUAUGAAAUCCAGCCUUGCUGACCAGUAAGAUUAAGAAUUAUGACAAUGAAUGUUCAGGGUGAUUAAUU
Molecule: messenger RNA, 2561 nt
Organism: Doryrhamphus excisus (bluestripe pipefish)
Lineage: Eukaryota; Metazoa; Chordata; Actinopteri; Syngnathiformes; Syngnathidae
Gene: cratb
Product: carnitine O-acetyltransferase b
Biological process (GO): carnitine metabolic process, CoA-linked
Cellular component (GO): peroxisome
Molecular function (GO): carnitine O-acetyltransferase activity
Source: RefSeq, a predicted model, not a curated record